Molecule: messenger RNA, 1072 nt
Organism: Pichia membranifaciens NRRL Y-2026
Lineage: Eukaryota; Fungi; Ascomycota; Pichiomycetes; Pichiales; Pichiaceae
Exons: 2
Coding region: 125-1045 (306 amino acids)
Cellular component (GO): cytoskeleton
Molecular function (GO): actin filament binding
Source: RefSeq, a predicted model, not a curated record
GCGUUUCUUAUCAGCCACUAUAUAAAGAAGCUGUGUAGACCUCCGAAGUACAUGACAUUGGCAUAAGCAGGCGGUUCAAACGCUGAUUUCGGUUGGCAGUUCCUCUUUUACCAAAUAAGAAAAAAUGACUACCCAAACAGCUGUGCAUGCAGCUUUGAAGCUGCAGCCUGUGGAAACACGGAAAGAAGAAAAGCAAGAAAAUGUUAACUUGAGAGGAUACAACACAGAAGUUAAAGACGGAGUCAAUAACAUUGCUAUGGGUAUUUAUAAACAUCCAUACAGACUUCCAAAAAUCACCGAUCCAUUUAUCAAAAGAGAAUGGCUGUUGAAUUUAAUGGCAGGAGCUUUCCGGGUUUUUGCGAGAAAGGGGUUUUGCGAAGGUCCCGCUGGACACAUUUCUGUGAGAGACCCGAUUGAUCCAGACACUUUCUGGAUCAACCCUCUAGCAGUUCAUUUUUCUCUUUUGACUCCCCAGCAUAUGGUUCAUGUUGAUGAGUAUGGGAAUGUCAUUGGCGGAAACAGAGCAACAAUUAAUGCUGCUGGUUUCAAGAUCCAUUCAACUAUUCAUAAAGCCCGACCCGACGUAAACGCAAUAUGUCAUGUUCACUCGAGAGCUGGUAAUCAUUUGGAUAUGCUCAAUCAGGACGCAUGCAUUUUCUACAAAAAUCAUACAGUGUAUAACGACUUUGGUGGGGUAGUUUUAGAAUCCCAGGAGGCUAAACAUAUUGCCGAAGCGAUGGGCCCGACCAACCGAGUUAUUAUUCUGAAAAACCAUGGAUUGUUGACAGCUGGCACAAAUGUUGGAGAGGCCGCCUAUCUGCUCUGUUUAAUGGAUACUUAUUGUGAGGUUCAAAUGCAAGUAGACUCUGUUCAACCCUCCGGGAGAUACAGAAGAGAUGUCAUCCCUGACCAAGAGGCAAAGUACACCUACGAAAUGACAGCCAGCGCCGAAAACUUGUAUAGUUCAUUUUGUGCAGAUUAUGAAGUUGAAGUUGUUGCUUCCAAUGGUGCAAUUACUUCUGCCACCUCUUAUCAUACUGAUUAAGUGAUGUAUAGAAGAUCCAUAUAAUUG